Molecule: messenger RNA, 1188 nt
Organism: Penicillium diatomitis
Lineage: Eukaryota; Fungi; Ascomycota; Eurotiomycetes; Eurotiales; Aspergillaceae
Exons: 3
Coding region: 1-1188 (395 amino acids)
Source: RefSeq, a predicted model, not a curated record
AUGGCGACCAAAAAGUGCGCCGCGUUAGUCGUGGGCGCCGGUCCCGCGGGAGUAGCGGCGAUGGGCAAUUUGCUCGCACGCCAGCUGGGCGCCAUCGCUUGGGUUGAUCCUAGCUUCGAAUCGGGCCGUGUGCAUCGCAAAUAUCGCGAGGUGCCGAGUAACACCAAAGUCGGCCUGUUCCAGUCGUUCGCCACAGCUGUUGAACCCUUUCAGAAGAUCACGGAGGCUACACCCAAGCCUAACGCAUUCACUAGAUUGGCCAAGCUAGAUCAAGAACAGACUUGCAAGCUAUCUUAUGCUGCAGACAUGGUGCGGGCCCUCACGGAAGGCCUGGUCAAGAUGGAGCCCGUGAAUGCGUGCCGCGGUUUCGUAACGGCAGCCAAACUCGACAGUACGUCACCGAGUGACUCCCGGUGGUCUGUGAGCGUACAGCAACAUAGCGCCCAAAGACCCAUCACCAUUCAAACGGCGCAUUUGGUUCUAUGCACCGGCGCACAUCCCACGGACAUGUCUCUUCCCAUACCCGAUCUCGACAUCGCCCGGUUAAAUCUCGAUACAGUCUUGAAACCGUCCAAGCUUGCAGCAAUUCUCCCAGUUGAUCAGGCAGCUACCGUAGCCGUCGUGGGUGCCUCUCACAGUGCCAUUCUCGCACUCCUCAACCUCGUCACUCUUGCACGCGAGUCCCAUCCCCACUUGCGAGUGAAGUGGUUCACGCGCCACCCACUCCGCUAUGCAGAGUACAAGGAUGGCUGGAUCCUGCGGGACAAUACCGGUCUCAAGGGUCUCGCCGCGGACUUUGCACGCGCAGAACUCGAAGACGACAGACUGCCUUCCUCGCCCGCAGGUCAAGUCGUCGAGAAAAUCGACUGCGGGGGCGGGCCCGCCCGCGAAAACGCUCAGUACGAGGCCCAUCUCCCUCGUUGCUCUCACAUUGUCCAUGCAGUCGGUUUUACGAGGGAUCCACUGCCGCACCUUACCAAGGAUGGGAACCCCGUGAGCAUGGAAUUUGACCACAAUUCAGGACGGUUCCAUGAGACUGAUGGUGGAUCAGUGAUUCCGGGCCUCUUUGGCGCGGGAAUUGCGUUUCCCGAACGAGUCGUUGAUCCUCAUGGGAAUGCAGAAUAUGCCGUUGGAUUCUUCAAGUUCAUGAAGUUUUUGAAGAGAGUGGUUCCUUCUUGGGUGUCUUGA